AGAGCAAGUCCUUAAAACAAAAAUCAGAAUUUUGGAUUUUUUUUUGUCCUGCCAAAGGGCAUCCACAAGGAGGAUCCCAGACUCAAACGCACCCCAUCAGACAUUGUGUCUGAAGUUUGUCAUUAGCCUCUCUCUGAACCCCGUCCUGGUUGAGUGACCCUGUGCCUCUGUUGAAAUGAAGCGGUUGCAGAGUGAUGAAGCUGACCAGUCUGAGGUCACUGACGAAACUGGUUUGAAUCCGGACACCGAUGAUGUGUUCACCGAGGAUGAGGAGCUGGAAAGUUCCUUUCCAGCUGCUGGGUAUUCCCAAGAGCUGUCAAAGGGCCCUUCGAUAUCGCCAUCCAACCUUUUAAAAAGGACACAGCAACGUUACCACUUCCGUGAAACUGAUUCCUCAAAGGCUAAGGCACCGAUGGAUUCCUUUUUCCCAAAAGGCUACCAAACGUCACCGAAAUCGAGUACAGUGUCAGCCCAGGAGAAUGUGAAGAUGCAAUCCUUAGGUUCAGCCAGAAGCAGUGAGGGAAACUUGGUCUUCAAAGCCUAUGAGUGGCAAUGGCUGUUUAAGGCGGUGUCUGGAGGCAAGGCCAGUGAGUUAGAUGGCUUAUUGGAGUAUCUGAUCAAGAACAAUGAACGUCUCACUGACUGGAAGCUCAGAGACCCAGAGACAGGGAAAACUGCUUUGCUGAAGGCACUGUUAAACCUGAACAACCACAGGAAUGACACGAUCCCAGUGCUACUGGAAAUCGCAGAGAAAACUGACAACCUGACCCAGUUUGUCAAUGCGGCCUACAGUGACAGCUACUACAAGGGUCAGACAGCGCUGCACAUUGCCAUUGAACGCCGGUGUAUGCACUUUGUGGCUCUCCUGGUCCGUAAUGGUGCUGAUGUCCACGCCAAGGCCAACGGUAUCUUCUUCAAGCAAAAAGAAGGCCAAACUGGCUUUUACUUCGGGGAGCUGCCUCUCUCACUGGCUGCCUGUACAAACCAGCUGGACGUGGUGACCCACCUGUUGGAAAACCCGUACAGUCCAGCAGACAUCUCAGCCACCGACUCCAUGGGGAACAAUGUGCUCCACGCAUUGGUGUCCAUCUCCGACAACACCAAGGAGAACACCAAAUUUGUCAUCCACAUGUAUGAUUACCUGCUGAGGAUGGGGGUGAAGAUCAACCCAGAGCUGAACCUGGAAAGCAUGAAGAACAAGAAAGGACUAACCCCCUUGAAACUGGCUGCAAAGACGGGCAAAAUCGAGGUGUUGAAACACAUCAUUGGCAGGGAGAUCCACGAUGAGGAAUGUCGAUUCUUGUCCAGGAAAUUCACUGAAUGGGCAUACGGUCCAGUGCACUCGUCUCUGUAUGACCUCUCGGCUCUCGACACAUAUGAAGCAAAGUCGGUGUUGGAGAUUAUCAUCUAUGGCAGUGAGACUCCGAACCGACAUGAGAUGCUAAACUUAGAGCCGCUGAAGCACCUGUUACAGGAGAAGUGGAACAACUUUGCCAGCUUCAUCUUUUACAUCAAGUUCUUCAUUUACCUCUCCUACAUGAUCAUCUUCACCACUACAGCCUACAAUAGGAUUGAGGAGCAAAAGCCCCCAUUCAAAGUUGAGGCCACAACUGAAAGCUACCUACGGGUCACUGGACAAGUUAUCACAAUCUUCGGAGCACUCUAUCUUUUCUUUCAAGGGGUCGAAGAAGUCUUUCUGCGAAGGAAGAGGACUCCAAAGUCAAUCACGAUCGAUGGUUACUGUGAUAUUUUAUUUUUUCUCCAGGCAGUGCUGCUCCUGGCCUCCUCUGUGCUGUAUGUAGUUGGACGGGAAGAAUAUGUCGGAUUUAUGGUGAUCGGGCUGGCGAUUGGCUGGAUCAAUCUGCUCUAUUACACCCGCGGAUUCCAGCGAAUGGGCAUCUACAGUGUCAUGAUGCAGAAAAUCUUCCUGACAGAUAUUAUGAGUUUUCUGCUUGUGUAUGUGGUCUUCCUCUUCGGAUUUGGAGCUGCUCUGGUGGUGCUUAUUGAAGACCGGGUUUACAAUAACACCAAACCAGGGUGUCACAAGGAAACCACGUACAAGAAUUUUAAAACAACCUUCCUGGAGCUUUUCCGGUUCACCAUCGGGAUGGGAGAUCUCGAAUUCACCGAGAACUACAGAUUCAAAGAGGUUUUCAUCUUCCUGCUGAUAUCUUACGUCAUCCUGACUUACAUCCUCCUUCUCAACAUGUUAAUUGCACUGAUGAGCAAGACGGUGGAAAAAAUCUCCAAGGACAGUAAAAGUGUUUGGAAUCUGCAGCGAGCGAUUACCAUUUUAGAUUUGGAGAAGAGCCUGCCGAGGUUUCUGAGAGCUCGGUUCCGUUCAGGGGAGCCUGUGACUGUGGGUCUGCUGUCUGAUGGAAGGGAAGACCUGAGAUGGUGCUUCAGAGUCGAUGAAGUUAAUUGGACACGAUGGAAUACAAACCUUGGCCUCAUCAACGAAGAGCCAGGAAACUCGGAAAUUACCAGACGGAUGACGGGGAGCAGAGGGAGGAGAGCUCGCCGGGAGAGGAGCUGGCGGACAAUGCUGCCCCUACUGAAGGAGAUUAAACCUGAGAAACAGGAAGAGGACGUGCGACUGGGUGCAAUAAACACUGGCCCAGCAAGGCAGCCUCCUGGACAGUCACAUGGCACAACUGCAAAAGCUGUUUAA
Messenger RNA from Chiloscyllium plagiosum (whitespotted bambooshark), 2671 nucleotides. The record is from RefSeq and is a predicted model, not a curated record. NCBI's taxonomy places the organism in Eukaryota, Metazoa, Chordata, Chondrichthyes, Orectolobiformes, Hemiscylliidae.